This is a messenger RNA of Galleria mellonella (greater wax moth), 1379 nucleotides long. RefSeq lists its product as uncharacterized. The transcript has a single exon. Lineage: Eukaryota; Metazoa; Arthropoda; Insecta; Lepidoptera; Pyralidae. The record is from RefSeq and is a predicted model, not a curated record. Bases 40 to 795 code for a protein of 251 amino acids.
AUACGUUCAGUAGAUACACAAAGUUGAAACGUGUGAACAAUGAGUCAGUUUCCACCGCCACCACCGGGGGCCCAGCCGCCACCCUACUACCCCCCACCAGUUUACCCACCACCUCAACAUCCCCCUCACUACCCACACCCACCACAUCUUGUUUAUCCCCAGCCACCCGAAAUCCACAUAUCGUACCCUUACUAUGUUCCCGGUACUGCGAUGAUGCCCGCCCAAAACCCAGUGGAACCCAGCCAACCCAGCCAACCCACUUACAUAACCAACUAUAUAUACCACGGAGACUCCUCGAAUACCCCAGCGUUACCUGAUCCCGUGCAAGUUGUUGAAACCUCUGGAGAUUUCGAUUGGAUUCCAUCGACGGCGACCACGGCGAAUAUGCUCACGGGAAGGGCUGUAGUUGGUGGCCACGAGGGAUGGGACGGGAGUCCUCUGUGGGUAAUCCGUGCAUGGCACAACGGAGACUUGAUUCCUGGCAAAUUGUCCGUUCGUCACAACGCGGCGUCCAUCAUGUACGACGGCAAAGAGGUACCAGUUCAGAACAUAGAAGUUCUCUGCAGCAAACCGGACAACUUGAGAUGGGUGCCGGGCUCGAAUGGUUCCGUACCACCUGGAGCAAUCGCUGGCGGUAGGACUGCAUCUGGAGAGACACUGUACGUUGGACGGGCGAGGUACCAGCUGUCUGUCACUCCUGGCAAGGUCCACCCGAGUCACUAUUCGUGUUACAUUGGAUUUGCAGGCGCUGAAGUGGCAGUUAAGAUGUACGAUGUACUCUGUAGAAUCAGUUAGUGAUUUUGUGCAUAGUUAGUGAGUUAGUGUUAGUGUGUGUGUGUGUGUGUGUACUAUAUAUAUAUAUAGAAUGGUUAAGGAAGAAAAUAUUGCUAAAAUUGCUUGUUUAAAAAGUCUGAGUACUUGUUUAACAUAUAGAUCGAUGUUUCCCAAUGUGGAGCCCACGACCCACUGGGGGAAAUUUGAUAGUUAAGGGGGGGGGGGGAAUUAAAAAAUGGACUUGAAGCGAUUUUAACCCUCUUGCUCCGAGCCAUUUAAAUGCAAUGCUAUGAGUAGAUAUGGUGCCAAAUUUAACAGAAAAAGUAAAUUAAAAAAAUACUGUAAAUAUUUAUUAGGUAUCAAUUUUAUUUAUUACCAAAAUAUCAACUAGGCGAUUAGAGUUGUCAAGUAAAGUUUGUCGGGAAAAAUUAUGUAUCUCCCAUACAUAAUUAUAAAAAUUUCAGAAAUGUUCAAGUGGGGUAUGGCACAAAAAAGGUUGGGAAACACUGGUAUAGAUAAUCCAUUGUAUGUUAUAUACACCUACUUAUAUAACUGUAAAUAAAUAGUUAAAAUUAUUUCAUUAAAAAAAAUUGUUACAGUAAAUA